Messenger RNA from Zea mays, 1082 nucleotides. RefSeq lists its product as uncharacterized. The record is from RefSeq and is a predicted model, not a curated record. The transcript has a single exon. Lineage: Eukaryota; Viridiplantae; Streptophyta; Magnoliopsida; Poales; Poaceae. The coding region runs from base 401 to 964 and encodes 187 amino acids.
AGAACGGCGAGCACUCUGCUGUCGCCAUAAAAUAGAGCUAGCUAAUCGCUUCCACCGUCCAACAGACAUCUCUGCCUGCUUCCCACCCCACCAAUAACAAACUGACGGCCAUCGUCUAUCAGACGACACGAGCAGAGAGAGUUAAACAAAUUUCCCUGGCCAAAUCUUGGAUGCUUCCAACAGCGUUCACCUACUCCAUUGUCCAUGGCUGUGGCUGUGUCUGUGUGCAUGCGGAGCGGAGAGCACUCGAGAGUUUCGCUCGCACCGGCUCCAUUUGCGAACCUACUACACAUAGCGAGCAACUCCCCAGAUUAGCCAUACCAGCCCAGCCGCAGGCCUUCCAUAGCCAUUAACCAGAACCGACCGAGCAACAGAGGUGGAGGAGAGAGCGCGCUGAGAGAUGGAUGGCUACAGCAACCUGGCCUUGUCCCCUCCGACUCCGACUCCGACUCCGACGGCGAGCGGCGCUCCCAGGGCGGCGAGGCCGUCGAUGGAGCUGACCAACACGAAGGAGACCAAGGCGUGGGAGGGCCUGGCCAUCGGCGCGGUCACGCUGGCCCGGACCUUCUCCACGGGCUCGCACAGGUUCUGCAGGUCCGGCAGCGAGAGGAGGAACCAUAGCCGGAGCGGCCUGCUGAGGCGGGCCUUCUCCAUGCGCCGCCACCCCGCGGGCCUCCUCGGCGCCGGGGACGGGUACUGGAGGAUCCACGACAUGGACGGGGACAGCGACCGCGGCGGUGGCGGUGGCACGGUCGUCGUCGAGGAGCACGGCGAGGGCGAGGAAGGAGACGAAGACGAAGCAGCGGCUGCCGAGGAGGAGGUGCAGAAGAACAAGAAGACGGAGCAGCGAGACGAGGACGCGGCGGCAGGGAAAGGGAAGGAGGAAGCGGCCGCCGAGCGGAGGGACAAGAAGAAGCGGCGGGGUGGCAUCUUCAAGGCGUGCAAGAAGCUUUUCCGGUUGUAGAUAAUAAUGGCAUCUGCAGCUGCUGCUGCUGCUGCAAACAGAAUUGUGUCCAGUUGAUGAUCUGCAUGCAGUGCAGUGCAGUGCUCAUAUAUAUUUGAUCCUUUUUUCUUCUUUGGUU